Acanthosepion pharaonis is the source of this 804-nucleotide messenger RNA. The record is from the annotation of a GenBank genome assembly. Lineage: Eukaryota; Metazoa; Mollusca; Cephalopoda; Sepiida; Sepiidae.
AUGUUCAAAAUCAUUGGAGAUUUGUUCAUAUCUAUCUUUCUGUCUGUUCGUAUCUACCUAUCUGAGUCUGUUCGUUAUCUAUCUAUUUAUCUAUCUAUCUAUCUGACUUCCUUAUAUCUAUCUAUCUAUCUAUCUAUCUAUCUAUCCCAUUCUGUUCAUUAUCUAUCUAUCUGUCUGAGUCUGUUCGUAUAUGUCUAUCUAUCUAUCUAUGACAGCCUCCCCAUAUCUAUCUAUCUAUCUGAGUCUGUUCGUUAUCUAUCUAUCUAUCUAUCUAUCUAUCUGAGUCUUUUCAUAUCUAUCUAUUCUUCCUUAUAUCUAUCUAUCUAUCUGAGUCGGAUCUAUCUAUCUAUCUAUCUAUGUAUCUAUCUAUCUAUCUAUGACAGAUUUCUCAUAUCUAUCUAUCUAUCUUUCUCAUCUGUUCGUUAUCUAUCUAUCUAUCUAUCUAUCUAUCUGAGUCUGUUCAUAUCUAUCUAUUGUUUCUGUUCGUUAUCUGUCUAUCUGUCUGAGUUUGGGCGUAUCUAUCUACCUUUAUAUCUAUCUAUGACAGCUUCCUCAUAUCUAUAUAUCUAUCUAUCCAUCUAUCUAUCUAUCUAUCUUAGUCUACCUGACAAGAACAGCGGCGUUUGGGCGCCAUUUUGCAUUCUCUCCUCCUCCUUCUUCUUCUUCUUCUUCUUGUCGAUAGUUUCUGCUGUUUUUGUGUGUAAGUCUUUCUGUGUGUCGCUUUCUCUUGUUCGUGUCUUUUAUAUUCUUUUCACCCUUUUGUAUCCAUCUUUUCUUUCUUGUUCUUUCUUCUUCUUUUUGUAA